This is a messenger RNA of Symbiodinium necroappetens, 627 nucleotides long. The record is from the annotation of a GenBank genome assembly. Lineage: Eukaryota; Dinophyceae; Suessiales; Symbiodiniaceae.
AUGCGUACUUGCCGACGAAUGCCACGCAUCUGCAGCUCAGGGCAGAUCUCUGCACAAAGAUGCGCUUUGCGGGUGCGUCUGAUCGGGGAGAUCAAGACAGCCACAUCAAGCGAAAAGAAGAGUUGUGAAGCUUUCAUUGAGGAGAGUGUUGUGAGGCGGGAGCUGUCAGACAAUUUCUGCUUCUACAAUGUGAAUUAUGACAGCUUGGAAGGAGCGGCGGGCUGGGCUCAGCAAACUCUGAAGGACCAUUCCAAAGACAAGCGAGAGCACUUGUAUUGCAAGGAGGACCUAGAGAAUGCGAAGACUCAUGACGAUCUGUGGAAUGCAGCUCAGCUGCAGAUGGUUCGCGAGGGCAAGAUGCACGGCUUCUUGCGAAUGUACUGGGCCAAGAAGAUUCUUGAAUGGUCGCCAUCUCCCAAGGAAGCUCUUGAACGUUGCAUUUGGCUCAAUGAUCGUUAUGAACUUGAUGGCCGCGACCCAAAUGGCUACGUGGGCUGCAUGUGGAGUAUUUGUGGCGUGCACGACAUGGGUUGGAAGGAGCGGGAGGUGUUUGGGAAGAUCCGCUUCAUGAACUAUGCUGGAUGCAAGCGGUGCACUUACAUACCUUUGUGCCACUGUGUGGUUGAG